Opisthorchis viverrini is the source of this 429-nucleotide messenger RNA. RefSeq lists its product as hypothetical. Lineage: Eukaryota; Metazoa; Platyhelminthes; Trematoda; Opisthorchiida; Opisthorchiidae. The record is from RefSeq and is a predicted model, not a curated record. The coding region runs from base 1 to 351 and encodes 116 amino acids. The transcript has 2 exons.
AUGAAUCAAUUCAACGGAGCUUCGCACGUCACCCAGCUCGGAGCAGAGCCGCUUGGGAAUUACGGCGUUUCACUCACGGAUUUUCAGGAAUACGUGUGGGUGCCACAACAGCGAAGCACACGAUACCUGCAUCCGGACUCACAACAGGAUUUACCAACCUUAAUCUGCAAUACGAUAAGUCCCCUUCCUAAAAUUCGCAACAGCAACAAAUUGUCCACGUCAUUUUUUGAGCUGUUUCCCGCCCAUUGGCGCAUUCCUACAGCUUACGAUCUCUGGAAUUUUCGAGUGGAAAAGACAACUGUGAGGUGCUCCGCAGCUAUUCAGCACAGAUUCGCAUCAAUUACAGGAUGAGACCCUAACUGAAGCCAUAUCUGUUUACACGUCAAACAAUGUGUCCAGGAAAUACAUUUUGGGCUUAAAAAGCAUCGA